UUAAAUCAGCUUCCAUUGAGCUUCGAUCUCCCUCUCUUUCUUCUCCUCUGAGGACCCUUCACUGAAAUUACAGCUACAGAACUUCAACCCAGCUUCAGGCAUAAUAAUGUCUUACUCCCGAUACAAAAAGGAAUCAAACUGAACAACAAGAAGAAGAAGAAUUAGGUUGAUUUCAGGGCAUUCAUCACUUUGGAGAUUUGGAACCCAAAGCAUGAUGGAAGUAGUCAAGUUCUUUGAAACAGCUCCUGAUGGGAAGAGUCGAAAUUGCAAGUUCUGCAAGCAAAGCUAUCCUAUUGCUACGGCUUUCGGGAAUUUGGGGAGGCAUUUGAAAUAUUACCAUCCUGGAUAUGAUAAGAUGGAUGAUGCAAUCUCCAGCCUAUCGCCACAACCCAUCACCAUUAUAUCGUCUUUGGGUGAUGCCAAUGCCAGACCAUCUCCGCAGCCCAUCACAAACGGAAGGGAAACCGCUGAUAAGAAUGGUGGUGCUGCCCCCAGGUCGUCGCUGCAGUCCAUUACAAGUGAAUUGCAGAGCGCUGAUAAGAUGGGGGAUGCCAUAUCUAGUCUAUCUCCGCAGUCCAUAACAACUGUAUCGAACAGGGAUGUGGAACCUAAAAGCACGCCGGAAAUAGCAAUAGUCACUGAGGUGGCAUCAUUGUAUCUCAAGUUCUUUGAAACAGCUCCUGACGGGCUGAGACCCAUGAUAACAGUCAGAAGACCAUACAUGCUUGCCACAAACUAAAAGCGUAUUUGGAUGGUCAGAAUUCAAUGGCCUUCUGCUAUAUCCCAUGUGCUGCUAGAACACUAAACCUAAUCAUAAAGG
Messenger RNA from Papaver somniferum (opium poppy), 820 nucleotides. RefSeq lists its product as uncharacterized. The transcript is spliced from 5 exons. Bases 212 to 739 code for a protein of 175 amino acids. NCBI's taxonomy places the organism in Eukaryota, Viridiplantae, Streptophyta, Magnoliopsida, Ranunculales, Papaveraceae. The record is from RefSeq and is a predicted model, not a curated record.